Messenger RNA from Zea mays, 1088 nucleotides. RefSeq lists its product as uncharacterized. The record is from RefSeq and is a predicted model, not a curated record. The coding region runs from base 157 to 837 and encodes 226 amino acids. Lineage: Eukaryota; Viridiplantae; Streptophyta; Magnoliopsida; Poales; Poaceae. The transcript has a single exon.
CCAGAGCCACACAACCUGAAACCGAACAUUUGGAAACGGGAGGUCGCCCCCGCACCGCGGGAAUAGAAGCGUCUCUCCGACGAGCAGCUGCUAGCCUCAUUCCUUCCGGGGAGAGGAAUAACUCUCUCUCCCGUCGCCGGGAUCCCGCCGGUGACAAUGGUGAGGUGGCUGCCGCCGCCGCCGCCAGCGGACGGCGAGAUACCCUUCGGACACGACGCCGUCGCCUUGUCCUUCUUCGUGGCGUGUGUGGCCGCCACCGUCGCGCUCGCGUCGUCCAUGUGCUCGGCAUGCGGUCGCAAGCCGAAGGCGGCCACCCGUGCAGACCCGGCCGCUUCGGACCAGUCCACCGGGACGGGCUCGGGCUCCGUCUCCGGCGGCGGCGGAAGCCAGGAGGCUAGCGCCGCGGAGGCGGAGGAGGAAGUGGUGAGACUGUCACCGGAGCUGGCGAUGCACGGCGCCAUCGACCCGGUGACGCUGCCGUCGUCGACGUCGAAGCGGCGCCUGUCCAUCAGCGUGAGCAAGAAGCUGAGCAUGAACAUCCCGGACAAGCUGCGGCUGAGCCGGCGGGAGCACAAGGACCACCACCACAAGGUGGAGUCGGAGGACACGCUGUGGAAGAAGGGCAUCAUCCUCGGGGAGAAGUGCAGGAUCCCGGGCGAGAGGGAGGCGGAGACCGGCGAGCCCGUCGACCCCGCCGACGAGAUCGCCGCCGGCAGCUUCCGCCGGUCCAGCUACUCCCGGCCCGUGUCGCGGUCGAGCUCGUUCGCCGUGUACCACCACCAACAGCAGCAGCACCAGCACGACACCCCGGCCGCCUUGCAUGCCUCGGAUUCUUGACAGCCCCUCGAGACCCGAGUAUAAAUGUAUAAUACUAUUACGUACGUGUGUAGGCGUCGAAGGGGAGAAGGAUGCUACUAUGCCUACGGGAUGUAAUGUGCAUUCAAAUUCAGAUGUAAUUGCUCUAUAAUUCUACUAGGUGUGUGCCCGUGCGUUGCAACGGGAACAUAUAAUAUCAUGAUAACUUAUAUAUAAAUAUGUUACAUUGUUAUGAGAAGAUUUUAUAAUCCAUUGGUGAUCCUGGCUAUACA